AUGUCAUCCCAAAAGUUCCCUCCCUUUACAUCGGCUGACUUCACCUUCGUCGUCGCUUCCACCAUUGCCGAAGCUGAUAGCUUCAUGCAAGCCAUAACCACAAGCACUGUUGCUACGGACACUAUAUUCGGAUUUGAUGUAGAACUCACGCCAACCAGGGCCGUACGACUCAUUCAAAUUGCCACGCGUACGCAGGCAUAUGUUUUUGAUAUCACUCUGAUUGGCACUUUUCCCACCUCUCUAUUGGACUUCGUCGCCAAUGCCAAGUAUACGAAGAUAGGUGUCGACAUCCUUGGUGAUGCCAAAACGUUGCCUCAAGCAUCUAUGCGCUCGGGCGGCGAUCUCAGUCGCCUACAUCGCACUAUUGACCAUUUGGGCGCUCACCUCGGACUCCACUUUGCAUCUUCCGUCGCCCUCGCCAGUCUGAGUGAGCAGUGGAUAGGCAGGACCCUCGACAAGACCUUACAAAAGUUUGAUUGGUCCCAAGACCUCCAAACGCAUCAUUACACCUACGCUGCUGCUGACGCCGCUGUUGCCAUUCGAAUAUACGAUGCCAUACUCCAAAGACACGCCUCUAUGGCUGUUCCCAACCCCUUCUGGACUUUUGUCGAUAUCGAUCCCCUCAGCGGCAAGGCCGUUGGCCUAUACGACGAAUACCCACCUUAUUCCGCCAAGAAUUCGGCCCAUGUCAAAAACAUCCAGGCCUGUCUCAAUAAGAUCCAGAAAGCGAUCAACCUCGCCGACGCUACUAACAAGGUUACCUCUGGCAAGACGUGGAGUGAGAUAGAGAAUCCGGCUAUGGUAGUGUUUUGUGCAGACUUGACUCAAGCCCUCGCCAGGUACCAUAGAACUGUGGCCGCAUAUUCCCAGUAG
Pleurotus ostreatus (oyster mushroom) is the source of this 873-nucleotide messenger RNA. RefSeq lists its product as uncharacterized. The coding region runs from base 1 to 873 and encodes 290 amino acids. The record is from RefSeq and is a predicted model, not a curated record. The transcript is spliced from 4 exons. Gene Ontology annotation, biological process: nucleobase-containing compound metabolic process. Gene Ontology annotation, molecular function: nucleic acid binding; 3'-5' exonuclease activity. NCBI's taxonomy places the organism in Eukaryota, Fungi, Basidiomycota, Agaricomycetes, Agaricales, Pleurotaceae.